Molecule: messenger RNA, 1323 nt
Organism: Anopheles gambiae (African malaria mosquito)
Lineage: Eukaryota; Metazoa; Arthropoda; Insecta; Diptera; Culicidae
Exons: 3
Coding region: 638-967 (109 amino acids)
Source: RefSeq, a predicted model, not a curated record
GGCGCUUUUCAACCGCAGUGUUGUCUUCCCCCCAUGCAUGUUACGGACCACUCGGCGGAUGAUUUAAUCGCUUGCGCCCCACAAUCAACCGAACCGUAGCGUGGUGCAGUUCGCCCGUGUUCAUUUCUUCGCCAGUUUUCUUUCCCUGUAUACACGUCUGUAAGGGCAGUUCCGCAUGUGCUAUUCCCACCAAGGCGUGUGUGCAGAAGAGCUAUUUUGAGGAAAACACAGCGUGAGGAAUUUCCUCGUGUGCUUUGUUUGCCCUUCAUUUCGUAAGGGUAGUGUAGCGGCAAGUCCCUCCCCACCCCGCCUUAGGCGCGAUCGUUGUGUGGGAAAACGAUCUAUCGGCGACGGCUGAAGUUACCAAUCGCUUCAACCGGUUUCGGUUGCACCACGCCACGCCAGAACAAAACGCGGGCGAGUGGAGCUUAGUGUCUGCAGGUGAAGUUUUCCAAUCCCUCCUCGAGUUGCCUCCACUGAGCACUGAGUGGGAGUGCACCGAGUGCACUAAGACUCAAAAAAGGGGGGUAAACGAUCGACAGAAACUGCUCAGGUGGCAGUACGAGUCGUAUGUUCUGUGUGUAUGGUUUAGCGUCGUCUCGUUCGUGUUGGCGCUUAGCUAAGUUAAGGCAAAACCAUGACCAAAUUGGCGAUUGCUAUGUGUCUUAUCGUGCUGCUGGCUUCGGUGGAGCAUCGUGUUGAGGCCACCGUGGUACGGCUGUUGACCGACUUUAUCCAAAACAAUGUUGCUGGCAUACCGCUGAUUCACAAGACGGAGGAGUACGACUUCGAUCCGGAGAUAAGCCAAAAGCGCAGAGAGCUUUACUAUGAGCUGCAUGGCUACCGUGGCGAAAAGGUAAUCGAACGGCUCGGUCUUGGCAUUGACGGGAAACACCACGAACGGCUCGCGUUUCAAAGGCAGCGCGACGAGGGACAUCUGCAGGGCCUUAACUAUCUGCAACCAUAGGCUUAGAACUCGCUUUAACGCGAAUGUAAAAAAAACCAAAAUCAAUUACCAGUGAAGGACGGCCGACGAUAUCGCCGUUUUUGGUUGUGACCAGUUCGAGCAUCCCGUGGAUUUUGCAGACUGUUGUGGAAAAGUGCAACAAGGCCAUUCGAAUCAUCGGUUUGUGACAGUUUUUGUGGUAUACAGAGCCUAAAGAGCCUAAACAUGGAACAGGGCUAAUUAUUGUUAUAGUAAAACAAAGCAUCGAUUUUAGGUGCUUUGCCGUUACUCUGUUUAAAACAGAAGUGCAAAUGCGCAAUGUGAAAAUGAUUGUGAAAGGUAAAUAGUUAAUAAAAAAAUAGUUAUUUUCAAAAGUA